Messenger RNA from Syngnathus acus (greater pipefish), 3944 nucleotides. Its product is annotated as 2-oxoglutarate dehydrogenase, mitochondrial. Gene Ontology annotation, molecular function: oxoglutarate dehydrogenase (succinyl-transferring) activity; thiamine pyrophosphate binding. The transcript is spliced from 24 exons. NCBI's taxonomy places the organism in Eukaryota, Metazoa, Chordata, Actinopteri, Syngnathiformes, Syngnathidae. Gene Ontology annotation, biological process: tricarboxylic acid cycle. The coding region runs from base 280 to 3444 and encodes 1054 amino acids. Gene Ontology annotation, cellular component: mitochondrion; oxoglutarate dehydrogenase complex. The record is from RefSeq and is a predicted model, not a curated record.
GCCUCACUUCCAGGCUUGCCGGGACCUCGGUCGAGCUGUCAUUCACAAUCCGGGAGCGUCGAAGGGCGUCCGGGUAGCCGGCAGACAAGCAAGGCUCUCCUCUUUGUUUCUCGGGGAUCUGAUUGGAGGAAGGCCCCAGUGGAAAGUUGCCGUCCACCUUGAGGACGCCUGGUCUGUUUUUUGUUUUUUUACUGUCGGAUCGAACGCCAUCGUUGUCAACUUCACCGUCACUGCUGUUGCCGCCACGUGUGCGCCAGCUUCAGGAGGACUGCAGGAGCAAUGCUUCGCUUAAGGACUUGCGCGGCGCGCUUGCGCCCGCUCGGCGCCUCUCAGGCGGCUCGGACCGCAGGCCCGCGGCGGCCCGCGGCAGGCGCUAAGACGUCUGGGCCCGUAAGGUGCUACGCGGCGCCCGUGGCUUCAGAGCCCUUCCUGAACGGGACCAGUUCCAACUAUGUGGAGGAGAUGUACUUUGCCUGGCUGGAGAACCCUAAGAGUGUUCACAAGUCGUGGGAUGUGUUUUUCCGCAACGCUAACGCCGGCGCCCCGCCUGGGGCCGCCUACCAGUCCCCUCUGGGCCUGUCGGUCGCCCCUCAGCUCUCCUCCCUGGUGGGAGCCCGGCCCAACGUGGAGAAGCUGGUGGAGGACCACCUAGCCGUGCAGUCCCUCAUCCGUGCCUAUCAGGUGAUGGGUCAUCACAAUGCCCAUUUGGACCCGCUGGGCAUCAGCUGUGUGAAUUUUGAUGACGCUCCCAUUCGCGGUCACCAGGUGGCCCAGUUGGACCCGCUCGGCAUCAUGGACGCUGAUCUGGACUCGUGCGUGCCCACUGACAUUAUCACGUCCUCCGACAAGCUGGACGCAGUCAAGGAUCGGCUGAAACUCCUCACGGUCGGAGGCUUCUACGGCCUGGACGAGUCAGAUCUGGAGAAGGUCUUCAGGCUUCCCACCACCACCUUCAUCGGAGGAUCCGAGAGCGCUCUGCCCUUGAAGGACAUCAUCCGACGACUGGAGAUGGCGUACUGUCAGCACAUUGGUGUGGAGUUCAUGUUCAUCAACGACCUGGAGCAGUGUCAGUGGAUCCGGCAAAAGUUUGAGACGCCGGGCGUCAUGCAGUUCAGCCUGGAGGAGAAAAGAACUCUGCUGGCCCGUAUGGUGCGGUCCACCAGGUUCGAGGAGUUCCUGCAGAAGAAGUGGUCGGCCGAGAAGCGCUUCGGCCUGGAGGGAUGCGAGUCUCUCAUCCCGGCUCUCAAGACCAUCAUUGACAUGUCGUCUGGGAGCGGGGUGGAGUACGUCAUCAUGGGCAUGCCUCAUAGGGGCCGUCUUAACGUUUUGGCCAACGUGAUCCGUAAAGAACUGGAGCAGAUCUUCUGUCAGUUUGACUCUAAGCUGGAAGCGGCAGACGAGGGUUCCGGGGACGUCAAGUACCACCUGGGCAUGUACCACCGCAGGAUCAACCGCGUGACCGACCGCAACAUCACCUUGUCCCUGGUGGCCAACCCCUCGCACCUGGAGGCGGCCGACCCGGUGGUGCAGGGGAAGACCAAGGCCGAGCAGUUUUAUUGCGGGGAUGACGACGGCAACCGGGUGAUGUCCAUCCUCAUCCACGGAGACGCCGCCUUCGCCGGUCAGGGCAUCGUGUACGAGACCUUCCAUCUGUCUGACCUGCCGUCCUACACCACGCACGGCACCGUGCAUGUGGUGGUCAACAACCAGAUCGGCUUCACCACGGAUCCGCGCAUGGCUCGCUCGUCACCGUACCCGACGGACGUGGCGCGCGUGGUCAACGCUCCCAUCUUUCACGUCAACGCCGACGACCCGGAGGCGGUCAUCUACGUGUGCAAGGUGGCGGCAGAGUGGCGGGCCACCUUCCACAAGGACGUGGUGGUGGACCUAGUGUGCUACCGGCGCAUGGGCCACAACGAGAUGGACGAGCCCAUGUUCACGCAGCCGCUCAUGUACAAGCAAAUCAAGAAGCAGAAACCCGUCCUGCUCAAGUACGCUGAGAAGCUCAUCGCUGACGGAAGCGUGACCCGACAGGAGUACGAGGAGGAGAUCGCCAAGUACGACAAGAUCUGCGAGGAGGCCCACGCUCGCUCCAAGGAUGAGAAGAUCCUACACAUCAAGCACUGGCUGGACUCACCGUGGCCCGGUUUCUUCACGCUCGAUGGCCAGCCCAAGUCCAUGAGCUGCCCCUCCACCGGAUUGACCGAGGAGAACCUCAACCACAUCGGACAAGUGGCCUCUUCUGUACCCGUGGAGGACUUCACCAUCCAUGGAGGUCUGAGCCGCAUCCUGAAGGGUCGCGCGGCAAUGGUUGGUCAGCGAACGGUGGACUGGGCCCUGGGGGAGUACAUGGCCUUCGGCUCUCUGCUGAAGGAAGGCAUCCACGUGCGCCUUUCGGGCCAGGACGUGGAGCGGGGCACCUUCAGCCACCGUCAUCACGUCCUCCAUGAUCAGAACGUGGACAAAAGAAUCUGCAUCCCCAUGAACCACCUGGCCCCAGACCAGGCGCCCUACACCGUCUGCAACAGCUCCCUGUCAGAGUACGGUGUCCUGGGCUUCGAGCUGGGAUUCGCCAUGGCCAGCCCCAACGCACUGAUUCUGUGGGAGGCGCAGUUUGGCGACUUCCACAACACGGCGCAGUGCAUCAUCGACCAGUUCAUUUGCCCCGGCCAGGCCAAGUGGGUCCGGCAGAACGGCAUCGUGCUGCUGCUGCCGCACGGCAUGGAGGGCAUGGGUCCCGAACAUUCUUCGGCUCGCCCGGAGAGGUUCCUCCAGAUGUGCAACGACGACCCCGACAUCAUGCCUGCGCUGAGCGACGACUUUGCUGUGCGUCAGUUGUAUGACUGCAAUUGGAUUGUGGUCAACUGCUCCAAUCCGGGCAAUUAUUUCCACGUCAUCCGCCGGCAGAUCCUGCUGCCCUUCAGGAAGCCGCUGAUUGUGUUCACUCCCAAGUCGUUGCUGCGCCACCCAGAAGCCAGGUCCAGUUUUGACGAGAUGCUGCCAGGAAGCGAGUUCAAGAGGUUGAUCCCCGAGGAGGGCAUGGCAGCCCAGCGUCCCGAGGAGGUCAAGAGGUUAAUCUUCUGCACGGGCAAAGUUUACUACGAGCUCAUCAAGGAGAGGAAGAACCGCGACAUGGAAGCCACGGUCGCCAUAGCGCGCGUCGAGCAGUUGUCUCCGUUCCCGUUCGACCAAGUGGAGGCGGAGUCGAAGCGCUUUGCCAACGCCGACCUGGUGUGGUGCCAGGAGGAGCACAAGAACCAAGGCUACUACGACUAUGUCAAACCUCGCAUCAGGACCACCAUCCAGAGGGCCAAGCCCGUCUGGUACGCCGGUCGCGGCCCCGCUGCUGCGCCAGCUACGGGUAACAAGAACACUCACCUUCUGGAGCUACGCCGUUUGUUGGACAGCGCCUUUGGUCUGGACGCCUUUCAGGACCAGCAGUAGACUGUGUUCCCACAGCGGAUGGAAUGGACCCUAACACCUGACCCCUGCAUUACCACACACACACACACACCCAAAGAGCAAAACUCCAAACUGUUGAUUUUCUUUUAUUUUCUCUGACUUUGCCAAUCAGAAGUCACUUUCAGCGUAUGGACGGGUUUUCCCAGCAGUGACCCCCCCCACCCCCUCUAGGCUUUUCUGAACAAGUUGUUAGGCUUUUUUGUGGUCGCCCCGAAACAAAAAUACGUUUGGUUUGAUCAAAAAUGGCAAAGAAACCAACCGGCGACUUUUGCUUUCUUUUCCACAUUGUUAGCUGCGCAGCUGUUUGGCCUUCAGCUUGGCAAUGCUGGAGAUUGUUUUUGCGGCGAGCGGCGGUGCCAAAGGAGAGUUGAGCUUUGACGUGAACGACAAGAAAAGAUCAUGUAUUUAUUUUCCUAGAGGGGAGCCGCCAAGUUCUCUUCAUCGCUUCUCUUCAUUUAAUAAAGAUUUCUUUAUGUACUCCA